AUGGAGGUGGGGACAGCAGGGGACCCCCUUGGGGUCUGGGGGGACACCCCAGCAGGGACCUACAUCAUCCCACAGAGGCUCCGACCUGAGCCAUCUCUCCACGGGGCCGUGCCGGUACCCCAGCAGCCGGUGAUGAUCCUCCAGCAGCUUCCUGGGACCGUGGCCGCCCCCGCUGGACCCCCACAAAUCCGGGGAGAUUUAAUUGAGUUGAUGAUGAUUCAAAACUCCCAAAUGCACCAGGUGGUGAUGAACAGCCUGGCUGUGUCAGCGCUGACAUCCUUUGGGUUCGGGCCACCCCCUGCUGCUGCCCAGGCGACAGCGAUGCCUUUGCAGACUGGAGAGGAAGAGGAGGCUGUGGUUUUCCACCAUCACUACGUCCCCUACCCCAGUCCUGCUCCUGUCCUGGUGUGGCCAGUGCCACUCCCCCAGCAGGAUCGGGGACCGGCAGCCGUGCGGUACCUGGGCUCGUUAUCCGAGGAUGAGGAGGU
This is a messenger RNA of Pterocles gutturalis (yellow-throated sandgrouse), 488 nucleotides long. RefSeq names its product proline rich 29 (gene PRR29). The record is from RefSeq and is a predicted model, not a curated record. NCBI's taxonomy places the organism in Eukaryota, Metazoa, Chordata, Aves, Pterocliformes, Pteroclidae. The annotation marks the transcript as partial. The transcript has 4 exons.